AUGGGCUUCCAAGAGUGUGAUGACAUCGAGCGUGUGGUCCAUGAUGCAGGAUUGCAGAACGAGUACACGCGGAUUCAGGGACCCCACGCGCUAGGUGUGGCGUACCGAAAGUCCACCUGGCAAGAGCUUGGCCGAGGGCAGACUGAUAUUGCCGAAGAUAGGAGAGAUCAGUGGUACGGCCAACGAGGAGUGCAGUGGGUUCGUGUGCAACACAGACAAAAUGGCCGGACAGUGAUUUUCCUGAAUUUCCAUGGCCCGCUUCCACUUAGUAGUGGUGGCAAAUGUGGCUGUGAGGCCACUGCCUACAACAUCAUGCGAGUAAUCGGUGAAAAUGCAGACUCCAAUGAUGAUGUGAUCCUCGUAGGUGACUUCAAUUCCGUCACAGGGUCCCCGACCAUCCAGAAGUUGUCUGAGCGCAUGCACCGCGUUUUCAGUGGCAAUUCGCACGGUGGCGUGGACCACAUUUUCAGCAGUUGCCCGAGCGUCAAGGGCACCUGGAAUUUAGGCACUGGUGGCAGUGACCAUGAUGCUCUCAGCGCUCUCAUUGAGGCUUGA
Messenger RNA from Symbiodinium pilosum, 555 nucleotides. The record is from the annotation of a GenBank genome assembly. Lineage: Eukaryota; Dinophyceae; Suessiales; Symbiodiniaceae.